UGUACUUGUUUGCAGUGGCUGUUUCCCAGGAAGCCAUGGGCAGCAAGAAGAAGGAAACUGCCCUGCAGGUCAACAUCAGCACCCAGGAACUUUGGGAGGAAAUGCUUAGUUCCAAAGGACUAACUGUGGUUGACGUCUACCAAGGCUGGUGCGGCCCCUGCAAGCCCGUGGUGAGCCUCUUCCAGAAGAUGAGGAUGGAGGUCGGCCUGGACCUUCUGCAUUUUGCAUUAGCAGAGGCAGACUGUCUCGACGUCCUCGAAAAAUACCGAGGGAGGUGCGAGCCGACCUUUCUGUUUUAUGCAGGAGGUGAGCUGGUGGCAGUGGUUAGAGGUGCAGAUGCCCCACUGCUGCAGAAAACCAUCCGAGACCAGCUGGAGGCUGAAAAGAGGGUGCUGGCGGAAGGCAGAGAACGGAGAGUGAUUAAAGACGAGGCUCUCUCUGAUGAAGAUGAAUGCUCUUCCCAUGAAAAGGAAGAUGGUGACAACGAGGGUGUGGUGUCGUCAGAGAAGCCCUGCACCUUGGCAAUCAUUAAACCAGACGCGGUGGCCCAUGGGAAGAUGGAUGAGAUUAUCAUGAAGAUCCAGGAAGCGGGGUUUGACAUUUUAAUAAAUGAAGAGAGGACCAUGACAGAAGCAGAAAUGCGGCUUUUCUAUCAACACAGAGCUGGAGAGGAGGCAUUUGAGAAGCUGGUACAUCACAUGUGCAGUGGACCCAGCCACCUCCUGAUCCUCACCAGGACUGAGGGCACCGAGGAUGUGGUCACCACCUGGAGAACCCUCAUGGGGCCCUGUGACCCCGAUGUGGCAAGGAGGGAGCAGCCUGACAGUCUCCGGGCUCAGUACGGCACAGAAAUGCCCUUUAACGCGGUCCACGGAAGCCAGGACUUGGAAGACGCCCGCAGGGAACUGGCCCUGCUCUUCCCCACUUUUCAGUUUUCAGACCAGGUUCCGGAAGCCCCUCUGGGCCAAGAGGCUGAAGGAGCGGAGGGCCCUGGUGAGGCGCUGUGCUCCCCUGAGGACGUGGACAAGGAGGCGCGUGACCAGGGUGAGGCCACGAGAUGAAGAGUCAGCGCACCUGCAUCUGCUGCACGUAAGAAAACCUCCAGAACUGGAACUUCCUCUUUUGAGCACCAAUACAUUCUUGGUUUAGCUCUCUUUCAUGAAUAAAAAUAACAGUAUCCA
Molecule: messenger RNA, 1181 nt
Organism: Hippopotamus amphibius kiboko
Lineage: Eukaryota; Metazoa; Chordata; Mammalia; Artiodactyla; Hippopotamidae
Gene: NME9
Product: NME/NM23 family member 9
Exons: 12
Coding region: 36-1061 (341 amino acids)
Biological process (GO): UTP biosynthetic process; CTP biosynthetic process; GTP biosynthetic process
Molecular function (GO): nucleoside diphosphate kinase activity
Source: RefSeq, a predicted model, not a curated record